Aplosporella prunicola CBS 121167 is the source of this 1050-nucleotide messenger RNA. RefSeq lists its product as uncharacterized. The transcript has a single exon. Lineage: Eukaryota; Fungi; Ascomycota; Dothideomycetes; Botryosphaeriales; Aplosporellaceae. The coding region runs from base 91 to 915 and encodes 274 amino acids. The record is from RefSeq and is a predicted model, not a curated record.
GAGCGACAGGGCGCACAAAACACCUCAGCCCUCCCACGAAGCUGCGAAUAUACAUUACCACAAACCAGUAUCUCAUCUUCUCUUUACAUCAUGGAAAUUGCCAGUGGUGCCAUUGGCAUCUUCAACUUUGCAAUCGACUGUAUCGGCCGUAUCCAGCUCGCACGCGAUUUUGAAGACGACUUUGCAACGUAUCAGUUGAAGCUCGAUCUCCUCCAGAUCCGCCUUUCCCGCUGGGGUGAGGUUGCUGGAAUAAACAAUAAUCAGAUCAGUAGACCGGCACCCCAGCCCUCGAGCAACAAGGCAAAUGGAGAUGACAGCAAAGGCACCGAUGCAAGCCCAGCAAAGAAGGCAGAAGAAAUCAUCGGCUGUAUCGAAGAUGUUGUCUACAGGGCUCAGCGCGAUGCCAAAAAGACAAAAGCCAAGCUUGCUGCAUGCAGCGAUCAGACACUGGACCCCGAAUCAUAUGUACCGAAUGAUCUCAAGAAGAUCCGCGCAAAGCUGCGAGAGUGCCUCCGCAGACGUAGAGCCCAGGUGAUGAAGACCGCCAGUAGCAUCAAGUGGGCCUUCUACGAUAAAAAUCACCUCGAGAAGUUUAUAAACAACAUCUCCGCACUCGUAACCGAACUCGAGAAUCUCUUUCCAGAAGAAGUGCAGCAGAAACUUCGCGAGCUCAGCAAAGAAGAGUGUAAGGGAAUUAGCAGAUCCAAUUUGGAGGAGCUGAAGGAGAUCGUCCACGAGUGCGAUCCCUGGCUGGAUGGUGCUGUGGAUGAGGAACUCAAACAUGCGCUUGGCGGGGGUACUUACAUCACCCAGUCGCACAAUACCGGCAUGGUUACGGGAAUGCACUACGGAGACAUCAAUGGCGUCAGUAAUGGGAACGGCAAUAAGACUAAGAACUACUGGGGUAGACGUUGACCUGUUUGUGUAGAAACAAUUUGGUCGUGGAACUGGCAGAUUGGCUUUGGUUGUUUUUGUGUGGGGCUAUCUCAAGGUGGAUGGGCUCAAUGAGAUUUGGGGGCCGUUAAAAAUUUUCAGCUGUACCACGUGUUC